AGAAAUGGGCAACGAAUCCUUCCUAACUGAGGUUGCAGACACACAUCUGGACGUACUCUUCCAAGUGCACCCAUCGGACAGGGAGCUCCCAAGCUUAAUGAGAAUGCGCACCUUUGAAAGAGUGGAAAUGGACAGAAUAGUAGAAACAUCAAUAUCAGGAGAAAGGCUAAAGAAGGAGCGGACGGCACCUGAAGUGUGGCAGGCACGGUUCAAGGAAGCGUACCAAACAAAGUACAAACACCACAUAAAGAUCUUCACGGAUGCAUCAAAAACGUCUACCGGAACGGCCAUAGCGGUAUACGAUGAAGCAGACUCGGACAACAUCACGGAGAGCAUCAACUCGAACUUUUCAAUCACGAACGCUGAACUACUCGGCAUUUUAAAAGCACUGGAACUCAUCAAAACAAAAGGAUACAGGAAAGCGGUCAUUUUCACGGACUCAAUGAGUGCGUGUGUGAUGAUACGAAAUGGACGAGCAGUGGACAACAACUAUCUCAUAGGAGAGAUAUACAAGGAGUUCCUGAACAACGCGGAAAGUGCGAUCAAGAUACAAUGGAUACCGAGCCAUAUGGGAAUCCAUGGGAACGAAAUCGCCGAUCAGCUGGCAGUGGCCAAAACACAGCACAAACAAUCGGACUACCAAGGAGUAACUGCUGGAGACGCGCUCGUCCUGAGCGCGAAAAAUACGUGGGAAGAUUGGAACCGGAAGUACAAGGAAGUGUCGAAAGACAAAGGAAGAUGGCACUACCAAUUGAUGGAGAAACCAGGGAAACGGAUAUGGAGUAAGGAGCUCAUACUAAACCCAAAAGAAGUGAAAAUUCUAAACAGAAUUAGAAAUGGACAUUGUAUGAUGAAAGAAAGGAAGGCGAAAUGGGGUUGGGAAGAAGACGAAUUGUGUGAAUGGUGUGAAGAAACCGAAAAUCUGAAACACAUAAUCUACGAGUGCCCACAAUACAACCUAAGUCGAAGUCAGUUUCCGGCAUUGGAGUAUAUGAAACCCUUAGAAGUGAUUCUACAAGAAGGCUGUGAAGAAGAAAUGAAGCAAAUAGUAAAGUUUUUGGAAGAGAACAACAUUCACAUAUAAAAAGACAACUAAACAUGUAACAAACACACAACUAAACAUGUAACGAAAAGACAACAGUACACCCAGGGGCGAGAUGGA
Molecule: messenger RNA, 1162 nt
Organism: Aedes albopictus (Asian tiger mosquito)
Lineage: Eukaryota; Metazoa; Arthropoda; Insecta; Diptera; Culicidae
Exons: 1
Coding region: 5-1084 (359 amino acids)
Biological process (GO): DNA replication, removal of RNA primer
Molecular function (GO): RNA-DNA hybrid ribonuclease activity; nucleic acid binding
Source: RefSeq, a predicted model, not a curated record